Molecule: messenger RNA, 3843 nt
Organism: Closterium sp. Yama58-4
Lineage: Eukaryota; Viridiplantae; Streptophyta; Zygnematophyceae; Desmidiales; Closteriaceae
Source: the annotation of a GenBank genome assembly
AUGGCGGAGACUCAGGAGCUGCUGGAUGCGCUGACGGAGCAUCUCGGCGCGUUCCACCGCACCGCAUGCCGUCGCGAGGCCCAAGCUCAACGCGCGUCUUUGUCGUCAUCCAAUUCCGCCCCUGCGAGAGUCUCGGGCCAGGCGGAACCACGUCAGCGACGGUCAUCAAGAGGGACCACUAAAGGCGCGACUACUAACGCUCCCAAAAUUUCUCCCACGCGUUCACCGAAGGAGCUGAUUCAGGCAUGGCUGAAGCAGCUAGAUGUGGAGUCAAGGCGGCGAAUUUUCACGGUAGUUGACCCGCAGUGGACGCAGAUUCUUCUUCAGAUGGCAGCUCACGUGCGCAUGAACGGCCCGGGUCAGUUUAUCGUUCUCUUUGAUAUGCUCGAGCAGACCCCCGUUACAGUCACCCAGGAGGCCUCGCACAAGGCAACUCCGGUUGCGGAGUGCCCGGCGCUGUCGCGGGUGGAGAGGGUGGAGCGAUGGUGGCAGGAGAAGCAGGGCGCUGGUGGCGCGGAGGCAAAGGCGCUUCAGGGCGCCGUGUGCCUUGCAGCCAAGGCCGAGGCCCUGGCAACUGUGAGGCAAGCCGAGGCCGCUCGCUUGCACUUGUCCCAGCACCACCUCCUCCGCAUCAUCCACCGCAACCGAGCCUCCCUGCACCCCUCACUGCUCGCUGCCCGUCACUCCGUCUCCCGCCACUUGUGCUCAGCCAGUGACAGCAGCAGCAGCAGCAGCAGCAUCGUGGGUCCUGCCACUGACAGCAGCAGCAUUGGUCUUGCUCACAGCACCAACGUGAGCUCUCCUAAUGACGCCAGCAGCAUCUGCUCUGCCUGCAUCCCUUCCGGCACAACCGCCUGCCCAAGCACCACCCCGUGCGCCCUUCUCCUGGACGGGCUGUUCCUGAAUCCCUGCUCCCAGUGCGGCCCUCCCAUUGCCUUCUCCGCUCACUCCUGGGAUCGCCUCGGCCGCUCUCCUGCUGGCCCCUGGCUCGCCGGCCUUCUUGCCCUCAUGGACCUCGCUCCGCUCCUUGCUGCUGCCAACGCGGGUCGUGGGGUUGGGAAGGAGAGUGGUGCUGCUGCUGCUGCUGCUGCUGCUGCUGGUGCUGGUGUUGUGCCCACAUGGUGUGCAUCGGAGAAGCUCUUGCAAUCGUGUUGGGUGGACGAGCCGUUUCAGGCGUUUCACGCGCGUUACCCUGGUGUGUUGGGGCCGCCUAGGGAGCUUCACAUCCUGGAACCCCCUCUCCCAUACCCCGCUCCCUCUCACGCCGCACUCUCCCACCAUGUCUCUGGCUGGCAGUCAGGCCAUCUAGCCCACAACAACCCUCACCCGCCCCACCUGCCCCAUCAUCCCCAUCUGCCUCAUCUUCCCAACCUACCCCACCCGCCUCACCUACCCCAAAGUGCCAGUUACACCUCAUCAAGCCCUACCCCAGACCAGCUACACGUGCACCAUCCCUCACACCCCACUGCUUCCCCCGCGCCCGCCCUUGUCACCUCCCGUCCUCUCCCUCACAGCCUGCCUGAGCCAGUGGUUGUGGCGCCGCCUGUGGUCCCUGAGGCUGUAACCAGGGAUGGGGAGCAACGGAAGGAUGGGGGCUCAUUGGAAAGGGAGGAUGUGGAUUUUGGUGUGGAGACUGGCGAAGGAAGGAGGGUGGGGAUGGCGACGGGUGGACAAGCAGGAGAGGCAGGGAUGCGAGCAGAGACAAGUGGGGCGAGUGGCACAGGUUGGGGAGGAAUGGAGGGGGAGAAUUACCAGAUGUUGGAGGAGGAUUUUGCCGAGUUUGUGGGCGGUGCGGGCGACAGGGGGUACUUCUCAGAGGACGAGAGCGUUCCGCUGGUAGCCCAGCGACGAGGGGUGUUUUACCCCCGGAAUUACCGGUCGGGGAGGGGGAUGUACGGAAAAGAGGCCAUGCACGGAGCCAUGGGUCCAGCCGGAAUGGGGUGGGGCGGAGGUGCUGGUAUAGGGGCAAUACAGGGCCCAUCGGGACACAGAAUUCCAGGGAUGGGGGCGGGUAUGCUUGGGGGAGGUGCACCUGAGGGAGGUAUGCUUGGUGGUAGAGGUGCUGGCGGCAGCAGCGGUGCUGAAGAGACGCGAUUCUCUUAUGAUGAUAACGAUGUGGACUAUAGGAACGUGUUUGGCGGAGGGGUGUUUUACUGGAACAUGGCGGAUUACCGCGGGGCCAGCGCGAGCGGGGGCGCGUCCCGCACGGGGUCAUCUCUCGGGUCCGAGGAUAGCUCGUGGCUGAGACGAGAGGCGGAUGUGAGGCUGAUUGUGGAUGAUAUAGUGCUGGGUUUUCCGAUCUCGGGGUCGAUUUCGGGGUCGUAUCCGCCUGGUAUGGGCCUGUCGACUGCUGCGUCGACUGACCGGUCGAGUAUUCCGUCUCCUAGUUCUACUGCCUCAGAUACGAGGGACGGGAUUGCAGGGACUGAUUGUGGUGAAAGGGAGGGUGGUGGUCGUGCAAGGGACGCUGGCAGUGCUGGCAGUGCUGGCAGUGCUGGCAGUGCUGGCAGUGCUGGCAGUGCUGGCAGUGAGUGCGUUACUGCACAUGGUGAGGCGCACGAAAGCAGCAGUGCGCGUCCUGCUGUAGCAGCAAGGGCAGGUGCCGGUGGUGAAACAGCUUCCACCACUGCGAUUUGCAACGCUGACGUCACCAAGCCUGCCACCGCUGCUGAUACCACCAAGAAUACUGCCAUGCCUGCCGCCGAGUCUACUGCAGGUGCGGAUUCGGCUGCUUUGGUGGUGAGAGGGGAGGCAGAUGGUAGUGGUACAGGGGAACGGGGAGCAGGGGUUGGAAGUGAGGGGCAGGCCUUUCCAACUGCAGUUGAGACGGUGGAAGAAUUAGGGCUUGGAAGUGAAGGGCACCUGCUGAGCUCAGGGCUGACAGAGGCUAAGCCUGGGAGUUCUGGGAGGAAGGGAGGUGAGGUGGAGACAGGCGGGGCGGUUCCGGAAGGAGUGAGAGCACUGGUGCCGCCCCUCGCUCUCGAUCCAGUCAAGCUGCCCACUAUCAUCCCGGUGGAUCGCUGCUGUCGGGGCGACCCCUCAUCCCAGCCAGCAUUGGCAGCGCUGCACAGCGCGUUGCACGAGGAGAUCGAGGCGUUCUGCCUGCAGGUGAUGGGGGAGAUGCGCGCCCGCAAGCCCUACCAGCUCGCUGCUAUCACCAAAGUCUCGCGCACGCUGCAGGUGCUUUGGCCGCGCUCCCGAGUGUCGAUAUUCGGCUCAAACGCCACGGGCCUCGCCCUGCCCUCCAGUGACGUCGACAUCCUCGUUCACCUGCCGCCUGUCAGAAACCUGGAGCCGAUAAAAGAGGCGGGUAUUCUGGAGGGGCGCAACGGCAUCAAGGAGACGUGUCUGCAGCACGCGGCGCGCCACCUGGCGGACCAGGAUUGGGUGAAGAGCGACUCGAUCAAGACCAUUGAGAACGCCAUGAUGCCUUUUGAAACGACUGAAAAAGCAGCAGGAGGGAGUGGGGAAGUGCAAGUGGCUUUUGAGACGACUCCCAAGGCAGCAGCAGCAGCGGGAGGAGAGGUGCAGGUGCAGCAGGUGCAGUUGUCUUUUGAGACGACUCCAAAGGCAGCAGCAGCAGCGGGGGCGGGGGAGGUGCAGGUGCAGGUGGUGAGGGGGGGGGCGAGGGGCCCAUGGGGCAAUGUGGACGACCGUCGGAACGUGCGCCUGGACAUCAGCUUUGAGGGUGGCUCGCACUCCGGCCUGCGCACUGCUGAGCUGGUGCGGGAGCUAACAGCGCAGUUUCCAGCCAUCCCACCGCUGGCGUUGGUGCUGAAGCAGUUCCUCACAGACCGCAGCCUGGACCAUCCCUACACCGGCGGCCUCUCCUCCUACUGCCUC